This is a messenger RNA of Eupeodes corollae, 1967 nucleotides long. Its product is annotated as tectonic. Gene Ontology annotation, cellular component: ciliary transition zone. The record is from RefSeq and is a predicted model, not a curated record. The transcript is spliced from 3 exons. Bases 1 to 1917 code for a protein of 638 amino acids. Gene Ontology annotation, biological process: cilium assembly. NCBI's taxonomy places the organism in Eukaryota, Metazoa, Arthropoda, Insecta, Diptera, Syrphidae.
AUGGUUGUGACAAUAAUGAAGACUUUGCUUGCUCUGCUGUCUUUAAUAACACUCAUUGGAUCAGUUAAGAUUGGAAUUUCAAAACCAGUGGUUAUAAGUGAAAACGUUACAACUGAAGGAACCACAAUGGAACCAACGACUACUUUAAAAAUGACCACUAUAUCUACUUCAGUCAGAACAACAACCAUCAAGAACAUUCCAACAACACAAUUAACAUCCAAAUCAAUCUCAAGCUCAACAUCGACGUCGACAACCACAACAACAUCAAUUCCACCAACUACAACAAUAAUGACACCGCCGAAUAAUGAUUCCCGGCUUAAUUCUAUUAGAAAAACAAACAAAGAUCGAUCGGGGUAUUUUUGUUCUUGCGAUUUAAGACCAUUUUUCUGUGAUAUAAAUUGUUGUUGUGACAUUGAUUGCAUAUCUGAGGAACUGAAUUCAUUUGAUUGUCAUAAUGAAGAUGAUCAUCUAGAAGAUUUUAAUUAUCUCCAAGGAUUGCCACCUUGUAGGAUUAAUGAAGGGUGGCUUUGUGUUUUCCGUACAAAUAUAGAUGUUUCUCGAAACAAGCACCAUAACUACUUUUUUGAGAAAUUGAUCUUCCAUGAAUGGCCCCAACUUUUAAGGGAAGACAACGGCCCAGGAAGGGAUCGAAGUUUCUAUAAAAUUGGAGAACCCUUAUUGCUUUAUAGUUUAGAGGUUGACGAAAUUCUCGAGUUUGAUCUUCCGUUUUCCCUAGUCGGCCAUCAUUGUCAAAUCAACGAGUCUGUUCGUCAUUUGAAGAAAAAACAAUCAUCUUGCCAGCUUUCACUGGAAAAAGCUAAAAGUUUAGAGACUGCGUUAUUUCAAAAACUUUGUACCUCAUUUCUCCUGCAGGGGCCUAAUACUCAAACACCAUUGGAUGGAAUUGUUAAAGAAACUUUUACCGAAUUAAUUCCAAUAACAAUUUUCUUUUGUUCCAAAGAAUAUGAUUGUGUUCCAGUAUCAAAUAAUGAUUCUAACAUCGAAUAUUUGGAUGACUCGGCUUAUAGCAAUUUGAUUCAAACGAAGUUAACUCACAAUCACACAAACUUAAUAAGCUGUGAAGUAUUUUUUGUUCAGUCCGAAGAAAAAUCAAGUGAAAUUUGGCUAAACUAUGAAGUUGAUUUUGUGCAUGUAAAUGAUAUCCAAGGAAAUUCUUUGAACGUAAGUGGCCCUUUGGGUUAUACUAUGGGUAGGCCACUAAUAAUUGGUCAAAAGGUCCUGUUCAACGAAUCAGCAGAAAAUGUAGACUCCAAUCGUAUUUUAAGUUACUUCCACACUAAUAGAACACAAAAAAUACAUAUUUUUGUACCCAGACGAAAUCGAGAACUUUGUGAAAGCAGCCAACUAACUUUGAACUUUGGGGAAAGUAUAUUAGUCCAAUGUUCUGUUCUUCUUGAUAACUCAACUGAAAUAACAAGGGAUUCUAAUUUUACGAACAUUUGUGCACAAUUACAAAUUCGAACCUUUAAUUUUUUUCAAGUCAAUGAAAUUCUAGAACUUCAAGAUGAAUACUUUAUUUCCAUAUUGGGAUACCCUGCAAACAAGACUGAUUACUGGACUAAAAUCGAGCUGAUGAGCUACGAGCACUUGCCAGUGAUCGGUUACUAUUUGGACAAGGACAAAUCAUUUAUUUGUGAGAAUAUGAUUCUUGGAGUGAAAUAUGAAUUUUUAAUCGUUAAAGAAGACGUGAACGGGGUCAGACAUCAAAAUCUUUUGAAUCGAGCAACAAUUGAAAUGGAAAAGAGACAUGAUCUAAAAUUUCAAUUGGAUGAGAUAGUGUCGAUUCCGAUUACGUUUUCAACUGUGUUCCAUGAUCUUCAAGUAGUAAACAAGGCUAUAAGAUGGACAGCUUUCGGAAUUGUUUUCUUAAUAAGCCUUAUAGUUUCAUAUAUUUAAUUAACAUGUAGAAAUAAUAAACAAUAAAACUCAAUCACAACUAAAUCUUA